CAUAUAAUUGUUGUAUAGCCGCUCAUUUGAUAACGUUUACGUAACGCAUGAAGCAUCAUACGUUCUACUUAAGUUUCUACUUUAUAUUUACAACGCAAAUAAAAUCAUUUAAGCCAGUACAUUUCAUGUAAGUGGAUAUACGAAAUUUUGAAAUAUACGUGAAACAUGGUGGGCAGGAACGUUGGAUUUUCGGCUACAACAGUUUCUUUUAAAAUUGGCACUCUGGUUCUGUUUGUUAGCUUUAUACUUCAUGUUGUGGGAUUUUCAAUUGCGAGAUGGGCUACUAUCAACCUGUCCUAUUCCGGUAGUAAAGUUCGAAGUUCUUAUCACGCUGGAUUAUGGCAGCAUUGCGGGUGUGUAGAAUUAGGCGUUGAAAACUGUGUGUGUAAUUCGAGAAGCGGAGAUCCAGCAUGGUUCAAAGCUGUUCAAGCAAUGGAGACGCUUGGAUUGAUUGGGCUGAUAAUCACUGGAAUUAUUUCUCUGUCUCUGUUGUGUUACAAACAGACAAUGACAACGAAAAACAUAAACAUUUUCCUCCUUGCAGUUUCAGGUAUUUGCAUUGUGAUUGGAUUGAUAAUAUUUGGAGUGGAGAACACAAAAGAUUUUAAGGACGUGUUUACCAUUUUUGAUGCAGUCAACAGUGUAGAUUCAAACGGAACCCUGAAUACUUCCUUUAUUCUGUGCGCAAUCGCUGCUGGCCUUUGCCUCUUCGUGUGUCUUCCUGUAUUUGCGGUUGACAAACGCACACCUUUACCAACAGCGCAACAGCAAGUGUUUCAGGCACCUGUUCAAUAUUCGAAUCAAGGCCAAGUUAUAUUUCCGCCUUCGGGUCAGGCACAAGUUUAUAUCGGCACAGCCGGUCAGCAACCAAUUGGUUACAUGCCAACGUACACGUAUGGACAAUAUGGUUCGCCACCGGCAUACGUACCACAAACAUCCGAAGGGCAAUAUGAAACACCCUUUCCACAGCAGACAGAUGGCAUACCACACAAAGCGUAAAUCUUAGAUAUGAUGUACCAGUUUAAGACCAAAGUACAAUUGUCAUUUAAAAAGCUUGCCAAAUGGCCGUUCAAAUUAUCACACGGCAUAGAAUAUUAUAUUUAUCAGAAAAAAAUCAUUAUCCUUUAAUAUAUUUAUCAAAUGGCAUUCAACAGUCAUAACCAAACGUACUCGAGGUACAUGUUAUAUUACCUUCAAGUGGAAAGUCUUAAAAACCUUAUAACAUCUUAAGUAUUCUCCAGUUUGGUUAUUCAGGUCAAGCUAUAAAAUAUUUUUACAAACGUUAAGAUUAGAACACAGAAAGUAUGAGAGAUAUGUUUGAGAUGGAUAUUGAAAUGUGCAGUGAUGUUCUAACGAAAAUAAUGCGAGAUAGGCUUUAAAACUGAGCUGCUGGCUAGCUCGGAGUUAUACUUCUCUUACUGCAGUGGGACUUCAAAGGUCAUCUCCCAUGCAGCACUUACAUCUGUUUUAUAUUACAGUGCCAGAUCAUUAUUUUAUUGCUUUUUUUAACCUGGUAUAUUGUUUUGAAUUAUUCAUUGUGUCUUUCAGUUAAGCUAUUCAUACUUUGUUGAAACCAGUUAGAUGUGUUUUGUUUUUCUUUUCGUUUCGAUUAUAUUAACAUAAUAUUUUCGAUUAAAAUCAGCUGAGUCAUUACCUUUUA
This is a messenger RNA of Mercenaria mercenaria, 1660 nucleotides long. RefSeq lists its product as uncharacterized. The transcript is spliced from 3 exons. The record is from RefSeq and is a predicted model, not a curated record. Lineage: Eukaryota; Metazoa; Mollusca; Bivalvia; Venerida; Veneridae. Bases 166 to 999 code for a protein of 277 amino acids. Gene Ontology annotation, cellular component: membrane.